AUGGGCCUCCAUGUUUUACCCUCCAUCGAUUUAUACUGGUCUAGUGACCCGUUGUUUAGAGUAAAUGAGGUGGCAGAAAUAAUGACCUGUAAAAGGGUUAAAAAAAUAUUGGAAAACCUUCAUCUUAAUGAUAAUUCCCAAAUCCCUUCUAAAUCAAAUCCAGACUACGACAAACUAUAUAAAGUUCGCCCGUUACUGGAAAUGCUGAACACAGCUUGCAAAAAUGAAGCUAGAACAUCCACAUCACAAAGUAUCGACGAGGCAAUGAUUAGAUUCAAAGGAAUUUCGUCUUUGAAGCAGUAUAUGCCAGCAAAACCCAUAAAGAGAGGUUUUAAAGUUUGGGUUAGGGCAGAUAGCUCUACUGGUUACGUCUAUGAAUUUCAAAUUUAUACAGGCAAAAAUGACGACAGUACACCUGAGUUCGGUCUAGGAUCAAAUGUGGUAAAAUCUUUGUCAAAAAGCCUGAUAGAAGAAGAGGUUACUGUUCAUUUAGCAUUUGAUAACUUCUUUGCUUCGUAUCCACUAAUGCAAUACCUUUAUUAA
Parnassius apollo (apollo) is the source of this 543-nucleotide messenger RNA. The record is from the annotation of a GenBank genome assembly. Lineage: Eukaryota; Metazoa; Arthropoda; Insecta; Lepidoptera; Papilionidae.